Molecule: messenger RNA, 2769 nt
Organism: Lodderomyces margitis
Lineage: Eukaryota; Fungi; Ascomycota; Pichiomycetes; Serinales; Debaryomycetaceae
Exons: 1
Coding region: 1-2769 (922 amino acids)
Biological process (GO): protein phosphorylation
Molecular function (GO): ATP binding; protein kinase activity
Source: RefSeq, a predicted model, not a curated record
AUGCUAAGCAGUUUAGGUUUCAAAACUGGGAUUAGAGCAGCGUACAAUGUUCUGGAUAACCCAUCGUUUGUCAGUGAGCCAUGGACUGUAUAUCCUGCAAAACACAAGUCAACCAGUCGAAUAGUGUCUGUCUUUAUAUUUGAUAAGCUGAAAUUUGAAUCGCAAGUUCACCGAAUGUGUCAAAUGUCAUCGCUAGCUGCGAAUAGUAGUCCGAAAAAGAUCAUCAAGGAAUGCUAUGAAUUGGUCAAGUUUGAAAUUAAUCAAUUGAGUAAAUUGAGACAUCCGCAAGUUUUAACCACGCUUGAACCAUUGGAAGAGACAAAGACUAAGUUCAUCUUUGUUACUGAGGCGGUUAUUAGUAAUUUAAGCACUGCAUCGCUGAAAGAUUUGGACGAUCUAUCUAUUCAAAAGGGGUUGUUACAAGUGGCCAAGGGUUUACAAUUUAUUCAUAAUCAAUGUAACAUCAUCCAUUUGAAUAUUCAACCUUCAUCGAUAUUUAUCAAUAAUCAGGGCGAUUGGAAGUUGGCCGGCUUCACUUUCUUAAAGAACCUCAAUGAGAUAUCACCUCAAGAACGAGACAAUUUCUUUAUUAUGAAUACGUCAUCAUUUAUUCCAUUUGCUAAUUUGAAUUUAAAUUUCACGGCACCGGAGUUGAUUGUUGAUCCGCAGCCAAAAUUGGAUUUUGCUAAUGACAUUUGGUCAUUUGGGAUGUUGAUUUUUUAUUUAUACAAUUAUGAUGAUGCUGAUUUGUUGAUUCAUUUAAAUGACGCCAACAGUAUUCAGGAUUACAAGCAUGAAUUUCGCAAAUUUGAAUCGAAAUUUUACAGCCAUCGAACUAGUCCUAGUGGGUUGAAAUAUAUAUUGAAAAAAGUUCCUGAAAAGUUGUAUCCGUUGUUCCCACAGUUGCUAGCCAGGUACCCUUAUGACAGAUUGCGACUAGAUCAAUUUAUCGAUUCGGAUUUUUUCAAUGGAACCAUAAUUAAAGCCAUGUGGUUUAUAGACGAGUUCACCACAAAGACAAUUGAUGAGAAAUUGGUGUUUAUGAGAGGGUUGCUUAAAUUUGACCCAACAACACAAACCGAUUUGCUUAACCAGUUUCCGUCAGCGUUUAGAUCGCUGAAGAUAUUGCCAUUGUUGAUUGGACAAUUGAUAAAUGAGUUGACUGUAUUGGACGAGACGGUGUCUAUAGAUCCCAACAUUGAUGAAUUGAUUUCGUUGUCGUUGGAGAUAAUCUUGGCAAUUUCGAAAUCAUUAUCAGCAUUGACGUUCCAAGAUCGGGUUUACAGUGUAUUGUUGAAGGAUAGUUCAUCACUACUGGAGAAAGUUUACGACGUUGUUUUCAAAGACGAGGCCAAGAGCAAGAAACUAAAGACGUUUACUAAGCUCAUCAAUGCGUCAGUUAAAACUAGAUUAACUUUGGUUAAGAAUUUAAAUGUUUUGCAGGAAAAGACCAAUGAUAAACAAUUUAUGAGUUUUAUAAAGACUAUAUUGGAUCUUGUAUUUACCCUAGCGGCAAAAGAACAAGAUCAAAAAGAUGUUCAAAUUGAAUUGCAAGAAACUUUUCUUGAUUAUCUUCCCAAUUUUGUUAGCAAGGUUGAUUUUUCAUACAUGAAGAAUACGAUGUUCCCCUUGUUGAUUAAAAUUUUUCAGGCAACAUCAGUAUUUACCACCAAAUUGAAAAUUCUAAAUACGUUUGAAAAUUUUGUUGAUGCAAGGGCCAUUGAUAAAAUUAUAAUCAGUGAGCAAUUCUUACCAGUGACCAAGACAUUAAAGGACCGCGAUGAGGAAGUUAUCGAACGAAUUUUGAAAUUUUUUGACAAGGUUGUAUCUAGUGAAGAUAUGAAUUUGGAUUUGAAGAUACUUGUUGAAUCAAUUAUACCUCAAUGUUAUACAUUAUCAUUUGAAUGCAUUGAUUGUGAUCAAAAGGAAUUCAAGUCAUUCAUGGUUAUUAUCAACAAGAUUCAAAAGGUUAUGGUGGAUAAGAAAUUGGCACAAUUACCUGAGCGUCAUGUCAAUGGUCGAGCUGGUGGUCAAAUACAUGCGCGAGGAAAACCUAAUUUCGAAACAUUGUUGGAAUCUCAAGCUAUUAAAGCGCCGGAGAAGCCAGAAAUUGCACCAAAGAGUGAAGUCAUGCAACCAACGAGGAAAUCAUCCAGCUCAACACGGACAGGGGCCAAGACACAGACACCUACAAGUAGACUGAGUACGUUGAACCCCGCAAGAAGUAAACCAGCUGCAAUUGCAACGCCAAAGUCUAUUAAUUUAACUCAAUCUACGCCAUUGCGUUUUGGAGCUACAACUACCACCAAUAGCAACAGCGCAGCAACCUCCAAUCUAUUUGAUGGAUUGAAGAGCACAUAUGAUAGACCUGCAUACCAUGAUAAUGAAGGUGAUGAUGAUGACUUUGAUGAUUUCCAACUGGCCAAUGCCAAUAACACCAAGACGAAGUCCAAUAGUAAGAUCAAUUGGACAUCAGAAGCAAACAAGAUGAAGAGUUUGCCCACCACUCCAUUAAGCCCAUCGUUAAAUAGGAAUAGUAACAGCAGGCCGGCAUCGAUGGGUAAUCAUACUGCUGCUGCUUCUUCUUCUUCUUCUUCACAGUUGGUGCAUGGUGGGAAUUAUCCACCGGGGUUCAAUGCUUCUGUGUUGUCUCCAAAGGGUGGUUCUGCCCUGCCAAAUGUUCUGAGAACAAGUACGACAUCGCCACCACAAUCUAAUAAUGCUAGUAAUACUAGUGGUAUAAAUACAGAUCUACUAGAUUUGUUGUAA